Molecule: messenger RNA, 648 nt
Organism: Schistosoma intercalatum
Lineage: Eukaryota; Metazoa; Platyhelminthes; Trematoda; Strigeidida; Schistosomatidae
Source: the annotation of a GenBank genome assembly
AUGGAUCGUGCCCCGGCAGCAUAUGAGACUACAUAUGAAACUAGGUACGAAACAACAGACGUUUCAUCAGUCAUCAACGUUGGUUUCGUACGGAGUUUAAGUGGAAUAUUGAAGCUUUGUCAAAUUCUACUGAGUUGUAUUGUACUAAUUUGUGUCGCUGCUACUUCAUACUGGUCAAUUCACUCGUCCGGUGGAUGGGUAAAUUUCGUUGCAGCUACCACUUUGAUAUGUGCAUCAGUUUUCUACAUAUUUUAUCUAUUCAAUCUUAUCAGGAAAUUGCCAGGUCCGUGGAUUAUAAUUGAGUUUUCUGUGCUACUGAUAUGCACCUUCUUUUGGUUUAUAACGUUGAUCGUUGCAGCGGCUCAUCACUCGAAUGGUUCUGGUGCUAUAGCUGCGGCUGUAUUUUCAGCGAUCGCUCUUGCGGUUUACAUCACAGAACUAGCCACUCGAUUCCGAUGUGAACGCAGAGGUAAUGGCUUCAUCAUCACAAUGACUGGUGUAAUGACUACACAUGCAACACGUGGUCCGCCUACAUUUGCUCAACCAGCUCCAGGACAUAUGCCAGCUGAUUCAGCAGAUCCACAUAUUGGAUUUUCAGGAGCUUAUGCACCAGGUGAACGUGCAGAUGAAGGUUAUAUAAUGCCAUAA